UCUGUUUAUGAAGUGCGGAGACUACCCUGUAAAUGUGCUUGCCAUCUACUCUCAUCCAUCACCAUCGUCACCCUCUUCCUGCGCUUCCACUUGAAAGUCUUCUUCAAGCGUUAGGUCACCAUUUGAAUUGCCUCGAAACGAGUGGGACUGGGAACACACUCAACCUACCCUGAAUCCAAACCACCAUGAUUCGACCGGAGGAACUUGACAUUGACGAAAAUUCUCCUCUUUCCCCACAAAGGACCGUUUACAAAGGGACCUAUAAGGACGAUGUGGUUGCGGUCAAGAUAUUGGCAGAAGGAGUCACACCAUCGAACCUUCAUGCAAGGACAGCUAAUUGGAACACACUAAUUCACCCCAAUAUUCUGGGGUUCAUCGGGGCUUGCAGUGUAGACUCUGACCCCCUGUUUAUCGUUACAGAGUAUCAAGAAUUGGGAAAUGUCCAAGAAUAUUUACAACAACACCCAAACGUCGAUCGGCCACAACUGAUUUUGGACGUCGCUUGUGGGAUGCAGUUCCUUCACUCGCGCGGUUUUACUCAUGGAAACCUCAAAACCUCCGAUAUCCUCGUCAAUGCCUCUGGAGGAGCAUGCAUUGCCGAUUAUUGUAUGACAGAAAUUCAAGCAAGCAAAAGCAACGAAGGGCAUCGGUAUUUCAGCCCAGAAGCAUGGAAAGGCACGACGUCCAAGGCUUCGGAUGUAUACGCUUUUGCUAUGUGUGCACUCGAGAUAUUCACUUCAACGCCACCUUGGGGAGUCCUUCCCGAGAAACAUAUAGUCCGCAUGGUUGUUCAUGAAGAUACUCGUCCUGAUCGUCCUGAUUAUGCCCUCUCGAUCAGAGUGGGAUUAAACGAUCAGAUGUGGGAUAUUAUCGAAGAAUCGUGGUGUAAGGAACCAAGACUGCGACCUACUUUUGAUAUCAUCGUGAGGUUAUGGCAAGCAGCAAUCAGCGGAGACUUGGGACUGGAACAAACUCAGAACCAACUCAAAGCACCACAGACUUCGAACCGCGCAAAAACUUCUAGUCCUGAACAUUUCGAGGGUGACGGUGAAGAUGCUCCCCCUCCUGCCUAUUCAGCGGGAAGUAAUCCGAGCGUCGCCGAUCAAGCUCAUCGAAAUCGGGACGCGAAAACACGAAUGGGUCCUUCUGGCCCAUCUCAUCGACAUACGGGACCCAGGGUGGUUAACGUAGGGUCAGAGGUGGAGACUCCUGGCUAUGGACCUCCUACUCCACCAUUGUCGAUUGGUCGGAAUAAGACGCCACCCAGCGGCAGCAGCUCAUCUACGCGAUAUUCUCAACGGACUUUUAACGCGAUACCGGCAAAAGAACAGUCAUAUCACUCUCCUCCUCCCAGUGCACCUCCCAUUAUUCAGACAUUUUCAAAUUCUCCCCUCCCUCCUCCAAUAAAUGUAGAGCUGAGCACUCCGACAAUGAGGCAGUCGUUGCCUCCCAGUCUGGUGUCUGGUCGAACCACCGCUCAAUAUCGAGAUCAAACCCAACCUCAGGAAUAUGGAUACGUGCAACCUAGCCAUGAAGAGAGAGAUGAUGAUAUUGGAAUGUCUCUCUAUGCUUCUACAUCUCCUGGUUCUGUUCUCAGAAGAGGGACUGCCGCGUAUCAGGGAGAGGAAAUUGGAUAUGGAAGUGAUGGAAUGGGACAACAAACAAGCUACGAUAAUAGAAGGUCGCUUGUGCCAAGCCACGCAGGCGUUGAACGGAGAACAAGUAGAAUGGCUCCCAGCACGUAUUCAACGGACUCACAAACUACGUUGGGAGUGCACAGAAGGUUAACACAGACAUUUUCUGGGAUGAACCUUGAGGAUAUGCAAUCGAUUAGUGAUAUCGGAAGUGUCAACGGCUUGUCGAGAAUCAACCCAGUGCUGGUAGUGGGUGCACUGCAGGCUGAAAUAAAGGCUGGGCAAAACCCUCAAGCUAUAGAUGAACACCUAUUGAAGAUUGACCAGUUGUCGUCUCAAAGCGAGAAAGCGGCCCAAAAGUUCAUUACAGCCGGUGUGAUGCCGACAUUGAUUCUGCUGUUGAAGAGACGUGCGGUCUCCGACGAUCCUGGAUUGGAUACGGUGCUCAUGACUCUUGGAACCCUUGCUUGCGACUCGGUGAGCGCCAAUACCAUCUAUCGCACAGAUACAACGUCUACUCUCAUCGAAUUGUUUACAACGUCCGAGUCGGAUGAUAUUGCGGGGUUGUCCGUGUGGAUUCUUUGUCGGAUGAGUCGAACACCCGAGAUUGCCCAAGGACUCAUCAAAACUGGGUUGGUGAAGCAACUCAUCAGUCGGGGAUUGAGAGGUGGUCCAAGGGCGGCAGCUCUUUCAGCAUGGUGCAUUGGAGGCCUUGUUCACACAGAUUCCAUCGCAGAUAAUCUGGCAGACCAACAUUCUGUUAUACCGGAUCUCGUUGACCACUUGAGGCACACGACUAACCUUGGAGUAAACGCUACAGCCCUUGACAUUUCAUCAGGAUUGUUUGCUAUUGCUCGAAUGGCUAGGUCGAUACGGCUGGCUAAAGCAUUGGCCAAGGCGGGAUGUGUGGAUUUACUGGCUCAUCAUUUGAAUACGUCGUCCGAUCCGAACAUAUUAAAUUGGAGUGCUAGAGCCGUCGGGUGCUUGAUGAGGCCGAAUAGUAGUGAUAUGUCGAAGAUUCUUCUGGAGAAGGGUGUUGCUGGAGGUUUGGCUCGAAUGCCCCGUAUUCUGCCACAGGAUGAAGUGAUGCCUUUAGCAUCGUUUGCGUUUGCAGUUCAAAGGUUCAGCUGCGCUGAAUGGGGGGGAGGAACAAGAAAAGCACUGGUUGACGCUGGGGUUGUUGACUCGUUGUUGGCUGCGUUGAGAACGGCGGCAGAUGAACCGUAUCCUCAAGUACACAUCGAACUGGCAUUGGCUGUCAGCUUCUUAGGAGAUGUUGGAGGAUCCGCAAUUAGGAAGGAGAUUGUCAAUGCGGGCGGGGUGAAGAUUUUAAAGGAAAUUGCGAGGGAGGCAGUGAACGGGAAGAUUGGGGCGGGAAGGGGUGAUGAAGUGGCGAAGGCUUGUAAUAUGGCAUCCACCAGUAUUGCUGGGAAUAUCUGGACGAGAAACGCUGCGAGCGCGAAGACUGCUAUGAAUCACAAUUGGAGUGGAGGAUGUCCUGAAUACCAACCGCCGUGUCCAUUGAAAUUCCAGUUGCAGUUUGACCCCAUGACAGCCACGUAGUUCCAACGAGGGGAGGAUGGGUCGUUGGUGAUGUUUUUUUCUUCCAUUUAUGUGUAAUUAUUGCUACAGCUAUAUCUGGUCUUUUUAAUGUACCUUCAAUGUCAUGUCUUUCGAAUGCUAGGGCGAACGGCGGAC
Messenger RNA from Marasmius oreades (fairy-ring Marasmius), 3332 nucleotides. RefSeq lists its product as uncharacterized. The coding region runs from base 186 to 3197 and encodes 1003 amino acids. The transcript has 10 exons. NCBI's taxonomy places the organism in Eukaryota, Fungi, Basidiomycota, Agaricomycetes, Agaricales, Marasmiaceae. Gene Ontology annotation, biological process: protein phosphorylation. The record is from RefSeq and is a predicted model, not a curated record. Gene Ontology annotation, molecular function: protein kinase activity; ATP binding.